UACAUAUCUCUCUCCCGCCCCUCUCUUCCCCUGCACCUCUCUCUCUCUCUGCGACAAACCAACUAGGUCACUAACUCACAACAACAGCAUGACAGAUCAGAUCUCCACUAUAAUCUUAAGGGUGGACCUUGAUUGCCACCAGUGCUACAAAAAGAUCCGCAAGAUUCUUUGCAGCCUUCAAGAUCAAGAGAGGAUUAGGACGAUCUCCUUCGACACCAACAACAACGCAGUCAUCAUCGACGGGCCGUUCGAUCCACACAAGCUAUCAUGCAGGAUCAGAUGCAAAGGAGGCAAGGUGAUCAAGGGCGUCCAAAUCAUGGGCGACGGCAAGCCGGAAGAGAUGGCCGGGCCACCGCCGAGCAACAGUCGCAAAAAGAAAUCAAAAUCAAAGGGGAAGGGGAAGGAGUCACCGCCGCCGCCCGCUGAGCAGCCACAAGCAUAUCAUCCUCAGCCGCCCACCGAGCAGCAGCCACAGGCAUACUACCCUCAGCCGCCCACUGAGCAGCCACCGGCAUACCACCAGCAGCCGCCCACUGAGCAGCCACCGGAAUACCACCCUCAGCAGCACACCGAGCAGCAACCGGCAUACCACCCUCAGCCGCCCGCCGAGCAGCCACAGGAAUACCACCACCCUCAGCAGCCCCCUCCGGACAGAGAGAUGUCAGCGACCAUGCAGGCGGUCAGGGAGGAGGAGAGGCCGAAAGAGAGACCGGCCGAGCUUGAGACGCCAAAGGAGAUGCAGGUCCACUUCGUGCCAGAAGCAGGGCCAGAGUGCCACAAGAACCCGAGGGAGAGGAGGCACCCGAUGGGAGAGAUGCCGUCGUGGAACGGGCCGCCGAUGGUGGAGAUCCCCUCGCUGCCGGCGCGACCUGUGG
Messenger RNA from Triticum urartu, 875 nucleotides. RefSeq lists its product as uncharacterized. Gene Ontology annotation, molecular function: metal ion binding. The record is from RefSeq and is a predicted model, not a curated record. NCBI's taxonomy places the organism in Eukaryota, Viridiplantae, Streptophyta, Magnoliopsida, Poales, Poaceae. Gene Ontology annotation, biological process: regulation of defense response to fungus.